Molecule: messenger RNA, 1418 nt
Organism: Malus domestica (apple)
Lineage: Eukaryota; Viridiplantae; Streptophyta; Magnoliopsida; Rosales; Rosaceae
Molecular function (GO): nitronate monooxygenase activity
Source: RefSeq, a predicted model, not a curated record
AUUAGUUUUUAGCACUCAGCACCAGCAGCCGUCUCCCCACUAUAAAACAUUACAAAUAAAAUAAAUAAUCCUUAAAUGCAUGGAUCACUAGUAAUCAUCAUAACUUCAAGUAAACUAGAAACCCACAGGCGAUAUUAGAGCAGUUCCCAGUUAGUGAGAGAUUUGAGAGAGUAGAAUGGGUUGGCGUGGAAUAUUGGGUUUUGAGUACGGAAUAGUUCAAGCACCGCUGGGAGCUGAUAUUUCAGGACCGGAGCUUGUUGCUGCUGUUGCGAAUGCUGGUGGACUCGGUUUCCUCAGAGCUCCUGAUUGGGAGUCACCAGAUUACUUGAAAGAGCUGAUAAGGAAGACUCGAAGCUUAACUAAAAAACCAUUUGGGGUUGGUGUUGUUCUAGCAUUUCCUCAUGAGAAAAAUAUACAAGCCAUAUUGGAUGAAAAGGUUGCAGUGCUGCAGGUUUACUGGGGUGAAUGUUCGGAGGAGCUUGUGUUGAAAGCUCAUCAAUCUGGGGUUAAGAUUGUGCCUCAAGUUGGGAGCUUGGAGGAAGCGAAGAAAGCAAUACAUGCUGGUGUAGAUGCAAUUAUUGUUCAAGGGCAUGAAGCAGGAGGGCAUGUGAUCGGUCAGGAUGCUUUAAUUUCAUUGUUGCCGAAGGUAGUUGAUCUUGUUGGAGAUCGAGAUAUACCUCUCAUUGCUGCUGGUGGUAUUGUGGAUGCCCGUGGAUAUGUUGCUGCUCUGGCCCUUGGUGCUCAGGGCAUCUGCCUAGGAACUAGGUUUCUUGCAACUGAAGAAAGUCAUGCUCAUCCUGCAUACAAGAGAAAGGUGGUUGAAUAUGACGCAACUGAGUACACUGAUGUAUUCGGCCGUGCAAGGUGGCCUGAUGCACCACAUCGUGUUCUGCAUACACCUUUCUUCAAUGAUUGUAAAUAUAUUCCUGCUGAUCAAAAUGAAGCGGGUCAACCUGUUAUUGGCUGCGCAAUAAUACAUGAUAGGGAAAUAGAAAUUCACCGUCUUGCCGGUGUUGUUCCAAAUGCGACAACAACGGGUGACAUUGAAAGCAUGGUGAUGUAUGCCGGCCAAAGUGUAGGACUCAUCAAGGAAAUUUUACCUGCAGGGGAGGUGGUAAAGAGGUUAGUUGAAGGGGCUCAGCUUCUGAUAAAAAACAAGUUCAGUGAUAUACUGUAAUCUACAGAUGCCUUAAUUUCACACUGGAAAAUUUGGAGAAUUGGGCUACAAUGGUGAACAAAGUUGAACUAGUAUUAUUUUGAAGAAAAUAAAACUUCGUCCCUGUCAGUCAUGUUUAUUGUUCAACCAUAGUAUUUGUUGAGAAAUGGGGUACGCGAUGAACUGUUUGUUUGUUAUAUUGCAUAAUUAAGCACAAGGAUACGUUCCUUGAAUGAUUUAGACUACAAGAUCCAUUUUAGUU